Messenger RNA from Exophiala bonariae, 3381 nucleotides. RefSeq lists its product as uncharacterized. Gene Ontology annotation, biological process: trehalose biosynthetic process. NCBI's taxonomy places the organism in Eukaryota, Fungi, Ascomycota, Eurotiomycetes, Chaetothyriales, Herpotrichiellaceae. The transcript is spliced from 11 exons. The record is from RefSeq and is a predicted model, not a curated record. Gene Ontology annotation, molecular function: trehalose-phosphatase activity. The coding region runs from base 1 to 3381 and encodes 1126 amino acids. Gene Ontology annotation, cellular component: cytosol.
AUGGCCACGCAGACGCCUCCCCCCACCCCUGAUAUUGUUCCGAUUACAAGUCCACUUGCGAAUCAGCGUCUCACAGUUGUCUCAAACAGGUUACCUGUCACAAUAGAGAAAGGUAAUGACGGAGAGUAUACUUUCAAAGAAUCGUGUGGAGGACUUGCUACAGGCAUGAGUGGAGUCAAGCGGGAGUUCGACAUGAUCUGGUAUGGCUGGCCCGGUGCCGAAAUACCUUUGGAGGAAGAAUCAAAGAUCAGUCAAGCUUUGCUGGACCAACACAACGCGGUACCAGUUCCUUUGGGUGAAGAUCUCGCCGAAGCAUAUUACAAUGGGUUUUCAAACUCCACUCUCUGGCCACUAUUUCACUAUCAACCCAAUUCUAUGCGAUUCCUUCGGGAUGAAUGGAAAGCCUAUUGCCAAGUCAACCACAUUUUUGCCGAAAAACUUGCGAAGGAGAUCAGUGACGGAGACGUUGUUUGGAUCCACGACUAUCACCUUAUGCUCUUACCUCAAAUGCUUUCUGAUGCAGCCAGAAAGCUCAGCAAGACAAUCACAAUUGGUUUUUUCUUGCAUAUACCCUUUCCUAGUGGAGAUAUGUUCAAGGUACUUCCUGUUUGGCGUGAGAUUCUAGAGGGCCUGGUCGGUUGCAAGACUAUCGGCUUUCAUACGGAGGCUUACGCUCAGAAUUUUGCCCGAACCUGUUGCGACUAUUUGGAUUUCAACCAGUGCCAGAAUGGGGUAGAAAGAUAUGGUAAAGUGGUUAGACUUGGAGUUUACCCAAUUGGGAUAGACGUGCCUAAAUUUCUUGAUCAUGUUGGAUCUGAGUCAACCUCUUCACAAAUAAGAGACCUGCGAAGCGAGUACAAUGUUGAGAAACUGGUCAUUGGUGUUGACAGGCUCGAUUACACGAAAGGUAUUCCACAAAAGAUCACAGCAUUCGAGCAGUUUUUGGAGACAUAUCCCCAAAAUAUUGGACGAAUCAGCAUGAUCCAAAUUGCCAUUCCAAGCAGGGAAAGCGUACAAGACUACAAAGAUCUUGCGAUCAAUCUUCAUGAACAAGUCAAAACCCUCAACCAAAGAUUCGGAACUGCUGACUAUAAGCCUGUCCACUUCUUGCACCAAAGUGUGCCAUUUGAGCAGCUCAUAGCUAUGUACGCCGCUUCAGAUAUCUGCCUUGUCUCUUCUAUUCGCGACGGCUUGAAUCUAGUCUCAUACGAGUAUGUGGCCACACAACGGAACCUGGAUGGUGUACUUCUCCUGUCAGAAUUUGCUGGCGCUGCGGAUCUGUUGGAAGGGGCAGUGCUAUUCAACCCCUGGGACACAGAAUGCAUUGUGAAGGCCUUGAACCGUGGAGUAACUAUGGGGGCGGAAGAGCGUAGGACCAACCAGAAAAAAUCGGAGAAGCACGUCCUUCAGAAUUCGAGGGUCUCGAUAACUACCGAUGGCAAGAGAGCUGGCGAAACUCCGUCUGUAUCUGCCAUUGAAAAGCAGGACAGCAAUGUAUCCAGAUAUGGUCAAGCCUUGGACUCUCCAUACUCGAACAACGAUACCUUUACCGACGAAAGUACUGAAGCGAUGAGUUCAUCGUCGGCCUCAUUUUUAUCUGUGGAGCAGCAGUCUUGUAAAGCAAGCUCUACAGAUUUCCUGGUUGAUGUCUUGGCAUCAUAUUGCGCGGACAAGUCACUUGGAGACAAAGCCUGUUUCCCAAAAGAAAAUGACGAAUCAGGCUCUACCUCGUCACCAUUGAGCGCGAUUUCAGCUUACAAGAGUGCCACGCCUUUAGAAGAGCAACUUCCCGACAAAUUCACUGCCCAAGGUUGGUUGACCAAUUUUCUAAGAGGGCCAAAUGUUUUAUUCAGAAUCUGUAACGAGGCCGAAACUUGGAAGCUUCUGGACUCGAUCUACGCGAAUGAUUGCGUCGCCCAUACAUCAAAAUGUUCUUUCUGGCUGCAGUUGGCCAUUGGAUGUCAAAUGACAAGCCCCACGGCAAAUGGGAUCCAUGCUAAGCUUUUCGCAAGUGGGCACCAGUAUCUCGAAUGGUGCAUUGAGCAAGCAGAUGAGGUAUCUCCAUUCUGGAUGGUGAACCCGCUGAUGCUUGCCUGUCUCUAUACCGUCAGUCAUAAGCCGAGGAGUUGUUGGCUUACACUUGGUACUGCAAUUCGACUUGCUCAAGUGCAUAAAGUAGACUGCGAAUGGGAAAGCCGCGGAAGUCUUUCGAAAGGCGAGUACGAGCGGCGGAGAGAGGUUUGGCGUGCCAUGAUCUCACUAGAUGCUCUCCACAAAUCACCCAGAAAGCGACACAAGAUUUAUUUUGUAAAGAUGACGCCGCAAGAACUUGCUCUUCCGAAUGAUAGUAUCGAGGUCAACCUCGCCAAAUUGGCCGUAUUGAUCAGCCGCUUCCAGGCGAGUCUCUCCCAGGUUCAAAGGAAUGCUGGUGAUAAAGAGUCAUUCUUCCGUACACUUGAAGCAUGGGCAUCACAGCUACCACAGAAUCUACGAUACUCGGCAAAUACCAACGAUUCGCCCUCAUCACAAGACGUGGAGGCGGCCUCUCUCUAUUUGGAAAUGUUCUAUUUUGCAUCGAUAAUGGCGUUGAGUAAGGCGGAGUUUUUCGCUUCAUUAUCUGCAGAUAUGGGUUAUGUGCCGCACAACCGCCUGUAUUCUCAAACUUGCAUUGAUGCUUCCGCUGCGAUGGCUCACAUAGCAUCAACGAUGCUGGACCGUGGAUUUCUCGUCAAGGGUGACUGGUGCGUUAUGACCCUCUUGUAUCACGCUGGUCUCGUGCUAGUCUUGAGUCUCAAGGUGCCAAGAAUCUCUGUGCGCUACAAGCUCCAGCGUGUCAGAAGACCCUGUUCACAACAACAGAGUCUUGAGGCAAGCAUAAACGUUCUAUCUGUUUGCGGCCCCCACAAUCCCCUGGCAAGACAGUUCUGUGCGGUCUUGUGCUAUUAUCGGAAUCUACUCAGCAGUGAUGAAGAAGCUGGAGCUGCUCGUACCACCCGCACCGAUAGCUCCAUAAUGGACUACUGGUCGCCUACUAUGGCAUCUCCGACAGGUCUGACCAUGACUACCGCGGCCCCUAUUUCGUCCUCAAGUUCGAGUUUCUCGAACACUCCCUCUUCAGCGUUGUUUUAUCCACAUUUCUCGUCGGCCGAAAUAAAAGCAACGCCUGUCCUAAACGACUCUACGUACAACGAUUUGUCUCAGUCAGCAGACGCAACUUACGCUCAGUUGUCGAUUCAAGACCCAGACUGGGUUGAAGGAAUGACGACAAUGCUGAACCAUGGGACAAAUUAUUCCUUUGAAAUGGAACCACCCUCUCAAUCAGCUUAUAUUACUCCUUACUAUGGUUACUAUGGCCAUCCAUUGCCCUUUACACAGCCGUAA